Molecule: messenger RNA, 2434 nt
Organism: Parus major (Great Tit)
Lineage: Eukaryota; Metazoa; Chordata; Aves; Passeriformes; Paridae
Gene: HSPA9
Product: heat shock protein family A (Hsp70) member 9
Exons: 14
Coding region: 8-1723 (571 amino acids)
Biological process (GO): protein refolding; cellular response to unfolded protein
Cellular component (GO): mitochondrion; cytoplasm
Molecular function (GO): ATP hydrolysis activity; ATP binding; ATP-dependent protein folding chaperone
Source: RefSeq, a predicted model, not a curated record
GGUGGGGAUGCCAGCCAAGCGCCAGGCGGUCACCAACCCCCACAACACCUUCUACGCCACCAAGCGCCUCAUCGGCCGCCGCUUCGACGACUCUGAAGUGAAGAAGGACAUUAAGAACGUCCCAUUUAAGAUUGUCCGUGCCUCCAAUGGAGAUGCCUGGGUGGAGGCUCAUGGGAAGCUCUACUCUCCCAGCCAGAUCGGUGCCUUUGUCCUCAUGAAGAUGAAGGAGACUGCAGAAAAUUACCUGGGACACGCAGCAAAGAAUGCCGUAAUCACAGUCCCUGCUUACUUCAAUGAUUCUCAGAGACAGGCUACCAAAGAUGCUGGGCAGAUUGCUGGCUUGAAUGUCCUGAGGGUGAUUAAUGAACCCACAGCAGCUGCACUUGCCUAUGGGCUGGACAAGUCUGAAGACAAAGUCAUCGCAGUCUAUGACCUGGGUGGUGGCACUUUUGAUAUCUCUGUGUUGGAAAUCCAGAAGGGAGUCUUCGAGGUGAAGUCCACCAACGGUGACACAUUCUUGGGUGGAGAAGAUUUUGACCAGGCUUUGCUACAGUAUAUUGUGAAAGAGUUCAAGAGGGAGACGGGAGUUGAUCUGACUAAAGACAACAUGGCCCUUCAGAGGGUGAGAGAAGCGUCAGAGAAAGCCAAGUGUGAGCUUUCAUCAUCUGUGCAGACUGACAUCAACCUGCCCUACCUGACCAUGGACGCCUCUGGACCAAAGCACUUGAACAUGAAGCUGAGUCGGGCGCAGUUUGAGGGCAUCGUGGCUGACCUGAUCAAGAGGACAGUGGCCCCCUGCCAGAAAGCCAUGCAGGAUGCUGAAGUCAGCAAAAGUGACAUUGGGGAAGUCAUCCUGGUCGGUGGCAUGACCAGAAUGCCAAAGGUGCAGCAGACUGUGCAGGAACUGUUUGGCCGUGCUCCGAGCAAAGCGGUCAAUCCUGACGAGGCUGUGGCCAUUGGAGCAGCCAUCCAAGGUGGGGUGUUGGCUGGUGAUGUGACAGAUGUGCUGCUGCUGGAUGUAACUCCCCUCUCCCUGGGCAUUGAGACUCUGGGAGGUGUCUUCACAAAGCUCAUCAACAGGAAUACCACCAUCCCCACCAAGAAGAGCCAGGUAUUUUCUACAGCUGCUGAUGGGCAAACACAAGUGGAGAUCAAAGUGUGCCAGGGAGAGAGAGAGAUGGCCAGUGACAACAAGCUGCUUGGCCAGUUCACAUUGGUCGGGAUCCCUCCAGCACCACGGGGAGUGCCCCAGAUCGAGGUCACCUUCGACAUCGACGCCAACGGCAUCGUGCACGUGUCAGCCAAGGACAAGGGCACCGGGCGGGAGCAGCAGAUUGUUAUCCAGUCCUCUGGCGGCCUCAGCAAAGAUGAAAUUGAGAACAUGGUGAAGAACGCAGAGAAAUACGCAGAGGAGGACAGGCGGAGAAAGGAACGUGUGGAGGCCGUGAACAUGGCCGAGGGCAUCAUCCAUGACACGGAGUCCAAGAUGGAAGAAUUCAAGGAUCAGCUGCCAGCAGAUGAGUGCAACAAAUUAAAGGAAGAAAUUGCUAAAAUGAGAGAACUUCUGGCUCGUAAAGAUAGUGAAACAGGAGAGAACAUCAGGCAGGCAGCAACCAGCCUGCAGCAGGCUUCCCUGAAACUCUUUGAGAUGGCAUACAAGAAGAUGGCCUCGGAGCGAGAGGGUUCUGGAAGUCCAGGAGAUCAGAAAGAAGAGAAGCAAUAAGGAGACUCUGUCUUGCCUUGACGAGAGAAUGAUGAAGAGGUCGAUUUUCUUGAUGCUUGGGAGAGAAGGGACCUUCCUGAGCAGCAAGGGGCAGAAUUCAGACUUACUGUGUUUUUGCAGUAUUCUAUAUAUAAAAUUCUUCAAUGUAUAAACUUAGUGAUGUGUCUGCUAGAUAAAUUGUCACUUGAUGAAAGUUAAUUCAUGCCAGACAAAGUUAGGAGUUUGGCCCUGGUGUGUUCCCCUGAGCACCUGGGGACUGGCUGAUCAUUUAAUACUUGACACAAUGGUGUAGUAAAUCCGAGAUCCAAGCUUGGAAACCAUGUCAUGAAAUUGGAGGGUGGAGAUGGGAAUGUCUGGGAAUGGGGAGGAGAAUAAGGCCUGCAUGGCCCCUCCAUGUGGGUCUGAGGAGCUGGGGGCAGGUGGAGGCCUGUGAGCAGCAGGGGCAAGGCUAGGACUUCGCUGGAGACCAUUUAGCCCUGAGCUAGGCUGGUACCUUUGUUCUGAAGGAAAGGGGCUACUUCAAACUCAGCUGUAACAUUAUUUCUUACAAAAGAGGCAGUGUGGAAGUUCAAUACUUUGCUUGUCUGAGCCUUCUGCUCCAUCCUGUGUCUGUUCUCUGCUUAUGGUAAAACAAUUUCCUUGAUAAUAAAACUGUUACUGGAUCCAUUCUGGAUUUUUUUAAAAUAAAAGCAGAAAAGUGUCCAAUGUGGA